AUGUCAAUGCCAACUCUGCCAUAUAUGCUGGUGGCCUGGGAAGCAGCUGGUUCUGAGACUAUGUCCAUUCGAGAUCAGAUCACGGCUCUGCAGACAGCCAGCAAGCCCUGUGUCGUCUUUGGAGAGAAGGAUGGUGACGAGGGAAAAGGUUUCUCGUUGGUUCGAACUCUCCUGGCUCAUAAGACGGAGAUCGAUCCCUGGAGCCCAUUGUACUUCGAACUGAACAUCCAACAGCUCUCCGGGAUUAAGACAGAUGAGGAUAAUAUCAAUUACCGCCUUGCCCUGGCUGCUUUCAAUCGUUCAACCAUGGCUAUCACCGCUGGAAUUGACCUCAUCCAAGGUCCUCCUGGGACUGGCAAAACAAGAACCGCGGUAGCUAUUCUCAUAGCUAUGAUGGCGCUUAAGAUCCCUUCUCAGACCAGCAACGACUGGGCCACUGUCACCGUCCGGCAGGAAGAGACCUAA
Molecule: messenger RNA, 465 nt
Organism: Penicillium lagena
Lineage: Eukaryota; Fungi; Ascomycota; Eurotiomycetes; Eurotiales; Aspergillaceae
Exons: 2
Coding region: 1-465 (154 amino acids)
Source: RefSeq, a predicted model, not a curated record